GGUCGUGCGGUGUAUUGAGGCACGUGAGUUGCGCCGCCAUUUCAACCUGGGCUCCCGUCUCGUCCUUCCCGCGCUGCUCGCCACAAUAUGUACUGAUGUACUGUGUAUAUGCUUGUGCCACGGGGAGGCGCUAUGGCGCAGCAUCUGCCUCAUUAGUUUAUUGUUCCAGCUGAGAUGUCGUAGUAGAGCGCGGGAAAAUAGCAGUGUGACCGUGAGAAUGAUGUGUCCGCUGCAGUCACUAAAUAAAUAUGCCGAAGGCUAAAGAAGACUCAACAUCUUUUCUUCCGAAUGCAACGUUAGCUGCAACAGUACAGUAGCACAAACUCAACAGGUUAUGGGCCCAGGAGUCGUUCGGAAGAUAAGUUCACUCACCACCGACUAGAGAGUCGCGGCCGCAACGGACUGCGUGCUAGCGGGGGUGCUGGCUGAGAGGACUGGCGGGCUAACAUGGCGGAACAACGAAGGAGAUUGCCUCGUCUGACGUUCGACGGAGAUGAGACGAAGUAUGAGCUUUGGGAGACCAAAAUGAUGGGACACUUUCAUUUAUCAGGGCUAAAGGAUACUGUGUUAAGAGAACCGAGGACAGAAGUCGAGAUAGCGGCAGAUACAAAGAAAAAUGCUGACGCUUAUGCAGAGUUGAUUUUGCUGUUAGAUGACAAAAGCCUCUCAUUAGUUAUGAGGGAUGCGCCCGAUAAUGGAAGAAAGGCUCUGCAAAUAUUGAGAGAGUAUUAUGCGGGGAGGGGAAAGCCCCGUAUAAUAAACUUGUACACCACGUUGACAUCGCUACACAAGGCUAACGAUGAAAGUGUAAUGGACUAUAUCAUCAGAGCUGAAACCGCCAUCACAGCAUUGCGGAACGCGGGAGAAACGUUGGGAGACAGCCUGCUAGUUGCUAUGGCUUUAAAAGGAUUGCCUGAGAGUUUCAAGCCAUUCGCAAUACAUGUGGCACAUACAGACGAUAACAUCACGUUUGCAGAUUUCAAAACUAAACUGGUAGUUUUGAAGAGACGGAGAAGAUAAAAGCAGCCAACUCCAACGAUAGCGUGAUGAAGACCCAGGGGAGAACCGGACGGCGACCUCCCAGUAGCAGCGCACAUGGACCGGGCAAAGACAACAGCGAGAUGGUGUGCUUCAAGUGCGGCACCAAAGGCCACAGAGCGAAAGCAUGUCGACAGAAGACCUGGUGCAGUUUUUGCAGAAGUUCCACACACAAAGACGUCACAUGCAGGCGUAAAGACAGAGACCGAAGGGACGGCGUGAGCAAAGUGUCGGAGAAUGCUGAGGUAAAGGAGGACUUCGCGUUCAAGAUGGCGGACGGACGGGCCAGUGACCAGCGGCAGCCGGCGCGCACCUAUGAAGGCCAGAGACGCACACGGUCGAGCUGGCAGAUGGCACCCGGUGCAGCGGGGUCGCUCAGCGGAGGGGAAAUGCUGAGGUUUCCCUCAUCGACAGCAGAGGACAGCGACACAAGGCGACGCUGAGAGACGCUUUACUUGUACCGUCAUACCCCCAAUGCAUCUUCUCGGUGAAGGCGGCGACUGCGAGUGGGGCUACAGUUGUCUUUAAAGAAGGUAAAGACGCCUUGAUAACCAGAGACGGUACCAGAUUUAACAUUCAUGUUUAUGACAGGAUGUAUUAUUUGCAUACUGAAACUGAGUCUAAUGAUAAGUGUAAUGCAUGUCACGACAUACAAGCAUGGCAUGAGAUAUUAGGCCACUGUAAUUAUGAGGAUGUUCUUAAGUUACAGAAUGUUGUUGAAGGAAUGCAGAUCAAGGGCAAAAUGGGUAGGCCUGAACAAGAGUGUGAGGUGUGUAUUCAGGGAAAGUUUGCCCAAACCAGAAAUAGGGACCCUGAUACUAGAGCAAACGCUCCCUUACAGAUGGUACACACAGACAGGGGCGGCCCCAGCAUAUUUGGCGC
Molecule: messenger RNA, 1920 nt
Organism: Gadus chalcogrammus (walleye pollock)
Lineage: Eukaryota; Metazoa; Chordata; Actinopteri; Gadiformes; Gadidae
Exons: 2
Coding region: 1047-1481 (144 amino acids)
Molecular function (GO): zinc ion binding; nucleic acid binding
Source: RefSeq, a predicted model, not a curated record